GGCAGCAGCAAAGCAGUAAAGAAAACAACUUUGAGCAGAAAGAGACUGUGACAGAGAGAGAGAGAAAGUUAGAGAGAGAGAGAGAAAAUUGGUGCCUGCAAAAGGGGCCUGGGGAAGAACCACUGAAAGCAGUAUAUACGGAUAUACUUACACAUAUAGAUACAGCGUAUGUAUGUAUGUAUAUGUGUGUGUGAGUGUCUGGAAGGUGUAGUGUGAGAAAGGGGGCAAUUAAAGGCAAUACUGCAGCAUUUGGUCUCUGCUACCCUCAACAUCCCCUCCUUUUCCCAACCUCGCCUUGUCUCCUUCCCCUUUCUCUCUCUAUCUCCUCGCCGGAGAAUCAAUCUCCACCGGCGCCGCCUCACCGGAAAAGGUUUCUGUUACUGAUCUCUGAAGAUUUGUUGAGCCUCGCGAUGAGAGUUCGUCGCCGACAGGCGGUUGCGGUUGCGGUUUUGGAUUUGGUUUUGGUUUACUAAUUGAAGGAAGGAGGAGCUACCGAAGGCGGCGGAGGAUUUGUGAGGUGCAGAAGAUGAAGAUGCCGACCGGAGCUUCGCCGGCGACGGCGUCGGCAGCGGAAGGCGAUCAGAAGAAGAGCAUAAAUGAGGAGCUAUGGCAGGCCUGCGCGGGUCCGCUGGUGAACCUGCCUGCGGCGGGGACUCACGUCGUCUACUUUCCGCAAGGACACAGUGAGCAGGUUGCUGCGUCGAUGAAAAAGGAUAUGGAUGCUCAAAUACCGAACUACCCGAAUCUUCCUUCCAAAAUUCUGUGCAUCCUCCAUAGUGUCACUCUGCAUGCUGAUCCCGAGACGGAUGAAGUAUACGCUCAGAUGACGCUCCAGCCAGUGCCUUCGUUUGACAAGGAUGCACUGUUGAGAUCAGAUCUAUCAAUGAAGGUGAACAAGCCUCAAACCGAGUUUUUCUGCAAAACCCUGACGGCGAGUGAUACGAGCACUCACGGGGGCUUCUCUGUGCCGCGUCGUGCAGCAGAGAAAAUAUUCCCGCCUUUGAUGUUUCAGGACUUCACCAUGCAACCACCUGCCCAAGAACUCGUAGCUCGGGAUUUGCACGACAAUGUGUGGACUUUUCGCCAUAUUUACCGAGGACAACCUAAGCGUCACUUGCUCACGACCGGGUGGAGCCUCUUUGUCAGUGGCAAGCGUUUGGUUGCCGGCGAUUCAGUCUUGUUCAUCAGGGAUGAAAAGCAACAGUUGCUUUUGGGCAUCAGGCGGGCAAACAGGCAGCCGUCCAAUCUGUCGUCAUCGGUCCUGUCAAGCGACAGCAUGCACAUCGGAAUUCUUGCCGCAGCUGCGCAUGCUGCCGCAAACAACAGCCCUUUCACCGUGUUCUACAAUCCAAGGGCUAGCCCGUCGGAAUUCGUCAUCCCGCUAGCAAAGUACUACAAAGCCGCCUGCAGAAACCAAAUAUCUCUCGGCAUGCGCUUCCGGAUGAUGUUUGAAACUGAAGAAUCCGGCACAAGAAGAUACAUGGGGACGAUCACUGGCAUCACAGACCUGGAUCCGAUCCGAUGGAAGAACUCGCAGUGGCGGAACUUGCAGGUCGGUUGGGACGAGUCCGCUGCCGGUGAAAGGCGCAACCGCGUGUCGAUCUGGGAGAUAGAACCUGUAACAGCUCCAUUUUUCAUCUGCCCCUCGCAGCCUUUCUUCCGCGCGAAGCGCCCUCGGCAACCUGGAAUGCCAGAUGAUGAAUCUUCUGAUCUGGACAACCUGUACAGGUGGACAAUGCCAUGGCUCGGCGACGAGUUCGGCAUAAAAGAUCCCCAAUCAAUGCCGGGCAUGAGCCUCGUCCAGUGGUCGAACAUGCAGCAGAACUCCAUGCCAAUGCAGCCGAAUUAUAUCAACCCGUUGCCUGGUUCGGUUCUUCAGAAUCUCACAGGGACAGAUAUCUCGCGACAGCUAGCGCUCCCCGGAGCUCAGAUCUCGCAGCAAAACAGCGUACAGUUCAACGCGCAGAGGCCGGUUCUUCCGGCACAACAGAUGGAUCAGCUUCCGAAGCUGCCUACCUCCACCGUCAACCCUCUAGGGUCGAUGAUCCAGCCGCAGCAACAGAUGGUAGACAUUUCCCAACCUCCGAGACAAAAUAUGGUCGGCCAGACAUUGCCGACAAGCCAAGCUCCGCCUCAGAUUCUGCCGCAGCCGCAGACUCUUUUAAACCAUCAGCUUCAGAGAAAUCUUUCUCAGCCGCUGCAGCAGCAGCAGGCGAAUGUAAUGUCGGCGCAGUCGCUGGAUCAUUUAAGUCAGCAGCUACAUAUGACGGAUAAUCAGAUUCAGCUUCAACUUCUUCAGAAGCUUCAUCGGCAACAACAGUCUCUCUUGGCGCAACAGAACGGUAUGAUGCAUCAUCAGCCUCCGAUUCAGUCCCAAGAUCCGCAGAAGCAGCUUCUAGAGAAUCCGCCGUGUUUUUCCAGGCUGCCACCGGCAACAAGCCAACCGCCAGACACCUCCCAAGCCAUGUCGAGUCCGCAUAUUGCGAGCCAGCAGAUGAUGACGGGACAUAUUCACCGGUUCGCCCAACCACCACCUCCGCAACCGAAACUCGAGCAUCAUCAGUCGCUGCAGCAACAACCUGGAAUGCUCUCGGAAUUGCCCGGACAUGUCGGGAGCUCGUUGAAUCCGGGGAACAAUCAUCUUACCAACAGUAUGUUGAAUGGAGCUGCCAGAGGACAGUCUGCGGUUACAGACGAAGUCCCGUCGUGUUCUACAUCACCUUCGACGAACAAUUGUCCGAAUGCAGCUCAGCCGAUGCUGACCGGUAGACAGAGCCGUCCUUCGACGUUGAACGAUGACAUUGCUCAGUCUUCGGUCACUUUGCUGAAUCCGACGAAACUGGAGCCGUCGUCUGGUAACGGGAACUUGCUUAAGGAUGUCUCGCAGAAAUCCGAGGUCAAGCCAUCGAUGAACGUAUUGAAGAAUCAGAACCAAGGAUUUUUCGCGUCGCAAGCGUACCUCGGCGGCGCGGUGGGAGGUCAGGUAGACUAUUUGGACAGUUCAUCGUCGGUGACGUCGGUCGUUUCUCAGAAUGACGGGCAGAUGCCGCCGCCGCCGAACAACAACCACUCCUUGUCGUUCAAUUCUCAGAUGAUGCUGUUUAGGGACGCCGGCCAAGACGGGGAAGCCCACGUCGUCGACACAAGGAAUAGCCUUCCGUAUGAGGCGAACAUUGACGCACAGCUAGAGAUGCCGAUGAUGCCCGAUGCGCUGAUCACUAAAGACACGGUGGGAUCUAGCCGAGACUUAAUAAAUAACAUCUCGGCCGGCGAUGGCAUGCUUUCGGCGUACGAUAAUCCUAAGGAACCCCAACCGGAGCUCUCAUCGUCGAUGGUUUCGCAGUCGUUUGGAGUUCCUGAUAUGGCGUUCAACUCCAUCGAUUCUGGGAUAAAUGACGGCGGUUUCAUGAAUAGAAGCGCUUGGGCUCCCCCGCCUCAGAUUCCGAGGAUGCGAACUUACACAAAGGUUUACAAGCGUGGCGCUGUAGGAAGAUCAAUCGACAUCACGCGUUACGCAGGCUACGAUGAGCUAAAACAAGAUUUGGCGCGAAGAUUCGGGAUAGAGGGUCAGCUUGAAGACAGACAAAGAAUCGGAUGGAAGCUGGUGUACGUAGACCAUGAAAAUGACGUCUUGCUAGUCGGCGAUGAUCCUUGGGAGGAGUUCGUGAACUGCGUCCGAUGCAUCAAAAUCCUCUCGCCGCAAGAGGUCCAGCAAAUGAGCUUAGAUGGAGAUUUCGGAAACAACGUUCUUCUGAAUCAGGCGUGCAGCAGCUCCGACAACGGCCUGAAUUAGACUCGUCGGUAGGAACGUCUUCCUUAGAACGAACUACUCGUAAAUUCGGUUCGGCAGAAAAAAAGGUUAAUUCUUUGCAGGGAUUGUUAGGCAAACCCUUUUGAGAGAGAAGGUAGAUGGAUAAUACUUGUUUGGUUGUUAGUUUAGCUUAUGUAAAGGGUAUGAAUGAAUCAAUGAAUUAAUGUCUCUGUCUUUCUUCUU
This is a messenger RNA of Andrographis paniculata, 3994 nucleotides long. RefSeq names its product auxin response factor 19-like. The record is from RefSeq and is a predicted model, not a curated record. Gene Ontology annotation, biological process: regulation of DNA-templated transcription; response to hormone. Lineage: Eukaryota; Viridiplantae; Streptophyta; Magnoliopsida; Lamiales; Acanthaceae. Gene Ontology annotation, molecular function: protein binding; DNA binding. The transcript is spliced from 15 exons. The coding region runs from base 527 to 3793 and encodes 1088 amino acids. Gene Ontology annotation, cellular component: nucleus.